AUUUGUUUUGCCAACAAUGAAGCGACCUUUUAUUUUUAUUUUAUUUUCAACGUAAAUUUCUUCAAAUAUUUUUGCAUUACACAAAUUCACUCGCUCGAUAAGCACGCAGCAGCCAUUGAUGGAUUCAUGUUCGCCCCUACCGUCCCCGCCUAACCAACUAACCAGCAGAUUUUUUAUGCGCGAAGUGCCAAACUCAUCCUCUAGCGGAGGAGCUGACGACGGCAACAAAGAGGGUGGCCAAAGACCCCGCAAGGCCGACUACAGAAACCUAUCCAACAGCUCGCGGGCAGCGAGAAGCGACGAGCAGCCGUGGCGCAAGCGUUUCCGAGAACAGUGCCUUGACCGCCUCCACAGUGCGCGCGAUCAGUCCAUGAUGAAGCGCAGGCAGCUGACACACCCAGAUCAGAUUGGCGACAACGAUGAUGAUGGCGAUUCUGACACAGGGAUAGAGCAGCAGGACGAGUGCAUCCAGGUGUACCCAACGGGUGACCACGAUAUAUCGGAGGAGGAUAUGUGCAGAAUCAUCCAGCAAGAGUGGGCAAGGUUCAAGGCCGAGAUGGAGCAGCAGAGUUUAGAAUACGGCAUCCUUGACAACAAAAUAUUCGAUGAUAUCGAGGACGACCUGAACUACAGUGCCGAUGACAGGGGCUCUUGCGGCUAUGCGAGCGAGUAUGCAGACUGGGAGGACUAUGAGAACCAACUUUUGGAGGAGCACAUUAUAGAGGAAGCGCUGAUUAACAUGAACUUUGAUGACUUGGCCGACUUUCAAAAUGAAUAAAUAAUUAAAAAAGCACUUGUAUUAUUCGACAAGCGGCUGGU
Messenger RNA from Kickxella alabastrina, 819 nucleotides. RefSeq lists its product as uncharacterized. The coding region runs from base 119 to 778 and encodes 219 amino acids. The transcript has 2 exons. NCBI's taxonomy places the organism in Eukaryota, Fungi, Kickxellomycota, Kickxellomycetes, Kickxellales, Kickxellaceae. The record is from RefSeq and is a predicted model, not a curated record.